UGCAGGAACGUUCGUUCUCAUAUGCUUGUUGUGGCUAUGCCCAGUUACGUUCUGCGCUAGCCAUUCAACGCACUUAUCGACAUCGCACCCUAUUGAAGAUCUACCUCUUAGCAGUUUGCGAUUACCACCCACAAUCAUGGUUGCUCUGUUCAAGGGCAUUGGGAGAGCCCACCGGCCUUCUUUCACUCUACUUCUUGUGUUGUUCGUUAUGCUUGUUGCUCAAAUAUCCGUAGCCCAAGAUGUGACCACGGAUGAUAAUACUACAACCACCACAAGUGUGAGCUCGACAGCAGAAUCGACUACAACUUCAUCAUCGUCGUCGUCGUCGUCGACAAGCACUACUACUAGCUCGUCGAAGAGCAGCUCCACGACAUCGGCCUCGACGACAUCAACUGGUACAGAUACCUCAUCCACGUCGACAUCGGCAUCCUCGUCCUCCUCAACAGAUGGUUACCCCGUCGUCACUGUGCCACCAACUGCAGAUGCGCCAUAUAUGCAAAAGUCCAACAUCCCGGAGGGUACCCUGUUCAUCGCCGUGGGAGCAGUUCUGGGAGCUAUUGGGCUUGCAAUCCUAGCAUGGCGCGGCAUAGUUGCAUGGUCUGUGAAUCGUUCUGUGCGCCAAGCCGCAAUGACGCGCUCGUCCGAAUCGAAGGGCCUUCUGCGUUCGAAAAGAAGAAAGUCGCGCACUAGGAGGUCCUCUUCCGCGGGCCCUGGCGUCGCCCUCGACAAGCUUGGAGGAGCCGGAACUCACCAGCAUCACCGUCACAGCCAUCACAGCCACCGACAGCACCGAACCUCCAAGGGCCCCAGUGCCAACAGCGGGCUCUUCUUCUCACCGACCGCCGGAAUGCAACACGGCAGCGGAAACCGCCGUUCGAGCUACCUCCCGGCGGGCUACUACAAUGCCAACAAUGUGGGAAACAAUGUCCGCACUCAAGAUGCGCGUUACUCAGCUGCCGACCUGACGGGGCUUGGGGGUCCUCAAGCGCAGGGCUACGUCCCGACCCGAUCCGGCUCCAGUCCCCCUGAGUCCCCGGGUCUGCCCCAGUAUCACGAUCAGCAGGAUACCCCUCCUCGUCGCAACGCCAGAAGGUCUCACGCCGAAGCUUCGACGAGCACGCUGAAUCUAGCUUCCCCGCCAGCGGGAAGAACUCCCAGCGCAUAUUUGGAAGAUCUCUUCGAUAGUCAUCUGCCUCAAAAUCGGGACUGAUCUGAGUCCCAAACUGGAUGGCUGAAUGUUCGAAACUACUGCCCUAAUUCUUCUCAAUGCGCAUCUUUCAUUCUAGUUCUAGAAAUCUCAGUUCAGCCCUUUACCCAUUUCUGUGUGCAUCUUUUAUAUUACCCUGUUCCUCAAGUCACGCGGCAUUUUUCACUUCUGUUGUGUCUGGUAUAAAGUUUCUAUUCUCGAACAUAGUCGAAUUGUCUAAUAGCGAAUCCUGAUGAAGUAAUCAUUACAUAUCCUCUCGGCGU
This is a messenger RNA of Aspergillus fijiensis CBS 313.89, 1470 nucleotides long. RefSeq lists its product as uncharacterized. Lineage: Eukaryota; Fungi; Ascomycota; Eurotiomycetes; Eurotiales; Aspergillaceae. The record is from RefSeq and is a predicted model, not a curated record. Gene Ontology annotation, cellular component: fungal-type vacuole. The transcript has a single exon. The coding region runs from base 137 to 1210 and encodes 357 amino acids.